AUGCUACCGAAAAUGAUGCACCGCCACGGCACGAUCGCGUUCGCGUUACCCUGGAAACGGUCGACAACCCUAGUGGUGUUGUGGGUGUUUUUGAUGGUGCUGGUAGUGUUUGCGGACCGUACCUCUUCCACUUCCGGCGAGGACGAUGCGGCCACGGUGGUUCGUGGUACCGGCAGCCAUUACGCUGCCCUGUCCGGGGCCCCAGGCCUGGCGGCGGAAAUGCUGAAAGCCCAUCCGGCCGGUACGUUCGCGGUUGACGACGGUUCGCAACCCGUCUUUCCGGACCGACCGGAUGCGGUGUACUUUGCGGUGGCGGUCAACGGUGGUGCGAAGCUGUGGGGACGCACGCUGGCCCGCACGCUGAUCGAUAUGGGGCCACCGUUCGGGAAUCCGCAGGGACCACCGUUGCGGCCGAUCUACAUCAAUCUGCCAGACAGCGGGCGGUUCUCUUCCAAGCUUAUGACGACCGCGUGUGACUCGAUCGACGGUAUGCCACUGGCCGGGAUGGUUAUCGUUGGCGAUAGUGCUGCGGCCAAAUCGCUAGCCCUGGCCGGUAAUGCCAUGAAGGUGCCCGUACUGUGGGCGAAGGGAGGCAUAGCUACUCUGCAUAACUCCUACGACGAGCUAUCAACCAAAUUACAAGCAAUACUGCAGCCAUCCUCUAGGGAAAUUUUUGAAGCCAUUAGAGCAACCUUUUUACAAGUUCACUGGCACUCAUACCAUAUUCUGUGCGAUGUCGAUACGUACGUUCUUAUAAGCGGCAAAAAAGGAGCACCACUACGUCAGAAACCACUGAAUCCAAUUAUAGUGACCCUACCAACGAACUUCGAUUUGAUUUAUAAGAAACUAGCGUACAUUUCCCGAUCUACCAAAGGAGUUGUGUUGGUGCUGUGCAAUCUGAAGGUAGCUCGGCUUAUAAUGGCUGAAGCGCAGCGUAUGAAGAUGCUAAACGGUCACUUUGUGUGGCUGUGGAUGGAUACGACCUCUGCGACGGAGUUCUACGAUUCCGGACAAACCACGUACGAAACCAAGCAGUCGCUAGAUGUUGGUCCCGGAGGGCGUAGCGAGCUGGAGACCGACUUUUACGACACGUUCGAUAUGCGCCACCAGUCCCACUUGGCCGAUCUCGUCGAGCGCAGGAUGGAGUUUGAGGACUUCGAUCCACGAUUGCGCAAAAACCGAACCCGCACGUACGUCGACAGUCACGCGUCGCGGUUUGGCAGUGCGGCACUCAUCAAUCCGAGGCCGGAUGUUACGCCCGACACGUUGCGGGGCAAUACGAAGCACAGCAAAGGGCGCCGACCGGCGGACAAUUCUAAGAAUGGUCGGGGCAGGGCGGGAACUGCCAGUAACAAUACCGUGGUUAAUGUGGCCCGCCGAACGGAGCGUUUCGACGAGCUGCCGGAGGAAUCGGACGAGUUUGAAGACUUUGAAGAUGAACGAACAUUGCCGCUGAGCGCCACCACGGACGAUGAGCAGUAUCAAACCGGACCGGAUAAUGAGCCGGAGAUCAAGCUGAAGCGCAGCAGCGAGUACCUGAAGCUACACAACUCUUCCGGACACGUGCUGUUCCAUCACAACCAAGACUUCCCGGUGGGAUUGCUUGCGCUACGACCGAUCAAGAUGAAGAUCGAUCGGCAUUUUAUUCGUGCGGCCGUGCGUUUGUUUGCGGCGACAUGGGCCAAGGUCGAGCGGGAUGAUACACCGACCGUGGGAAAGGGGCGACCAACGGGACGGGAUGGGCCGGGACCGACCGGUACCGGUCGUGGUAAUACGCAGGACCAAUCGAAAGCCCCACGGGGUCAACAGCGACCGGUGCAGCUGCAGCAGAAGCGAUCCGUUGCUGCCCAUCCGCCGUUGACCGCUGUCGCGGGAGAUACGAUUUUAACAUUACCAGUUAACAGUGCAAAUACACAACAAAGUGUUCAGGAGCCUAGUUUAUUGGGCCAACGGACGGUGGUGAUGGUGGACGGUGGCGAUGGUGGUGGGUCGCCGACCCAAACGACACAGCCAGUGCACGAAACGAACGAUAUUAUUUCGCCUAUAAGCAAUAGUAGUGCAAAUUUACGUGAUGUCAGUAGUACAAAUAGUUCUAGAGUUAAGCGUCAAAGCACCUGGUGGUCAGCGACCACGAAUCACAAAUAUUACCCAGAGCGGGGUGGCGGCAGUGCCGGAGGUGGUCGAAGUCGUGGUGGAGCUACGCGCUACAAGGGUGGCUGCAUGGGUACCAUUAAUCGAGCCGAACAGGCUAAGGCGUACAAUUUUGCAAAGAAUCUGCAGAUGAAUGCCCGGCAAGCGCUGUCCGGAUUUCCGAUAGCAAGUGGGUUCAUCGAAAAGUCGCUCGUUAGCCAUUUUGAAAUGCUGAACCUCGUGCCGACAACGAGACAAUCAUCAUCAACACCAAAGGGAGAUUAUCACACGGACCGAGGAGAGGGUGCCAGAUAUGUCAAUCCGUCAGUGAACGGUACUGCUGGGGCUAGCGGUAUGGGUAGUUCGGCUGGUACCGCCACCACUACAAAAUGGCGUCGUGUGGGACUUAUUACGGGACGCUUGGUACAUCUGGACACGAUCAUAUGGCCCGGCGGAGAUGUAACCGUGUCAGGGCUCGCCGGCAAGGCAAAAACCAUGUUCCGAGUGGUGGUUUCGGUGGCACCACCAUUUGUGAUGGAAUCACCGGUCAACGAAGAGGGCGAGUGUUUGCGGGGUCUUAUCUGCUACCAAAUACACACCACCGGACGACACAAUCUGACGCUGAUGUUUAACGAAAUUGAGCGGCGCAAUCGUUUGAGGGAGAUCAAUCAAUCUCCCAACCACUACCAGGAGGACCAGCGUCAGCCGUAUCCACUGUAUCGAACACGCUGCUGCUACGGCCUUUCGAUGGAUUUGCUCCAGAAGUUGGCGUCGGAAAUUAACUUCGAUUUUCAUCUGUACAUCGUGCACGAUGGACUGUUCGGACGGCGAAUACCUACGCCGCCGCCCGAACAGUCGGGACCGUCAUCGAACAUUAGGAAACCAACCGUACCCACGUACGUGGAAUCAAAAUCCAAGUUUGACGCACAAUCUGGAAGAAGCUUAAAACGAGGAUCGAAGCUGAAGCUUUCACAGGCUGGCAUGAACUUCACCAGAGAAGAACUGCAACCGUAUCUCUUCGAAUAUUCGACAGCACCACCGCCGGUGCAGACGAGACAACAAUGGAAUGGUGUUAUCGGAGAUUUAAUAUCCGGUACUGCUGACCUAUCCUUCGCGCCGCUUAGCGUGUCUAAGGCUCGCUCGGAGGUGAUCGAUUUUACGAUACCGUACUUCCAUGGUGGUGUAUCCCUGCUGGCCGCACCGGAAGCGGCCACCGAUAUACCAUUGCUAGCGUUUCUACUGCCCUUCUCGCCAGAGCUCUGGAUAGCCAUCUUUACCUCGCUGAACGUUACCGCAGUGGCAGUAGCGAUCUACGAAUGGUUGAGUCCGUUCGGUUUGAAUCCCUGGGGACGGCAGCGGAGCAAAAACUUCAGCAUGUCGUCCGCACUCUGGGUAAUGUGGGGUCUGCUUUGUGGGCAUCUGGUCGCAUUCAAGGCACCCAAAUCGUGGCCCAACAAAUUCCUGAUCAACGUGUGGGGUGGCUUCAGCGUCAUCUUCAUUGCGUCCUACACUGCCAACAUUGCGGCGCUGAUAGCGGGUUUGCUGUUUCACAACGAAGCAAAGUACUACGAAAUGUCGAUGUUGACGCAACGUGUUGGAUCACCGAUCGCUACGGCAGCCGAAUCGUACGUCCAACAGAACGAUAAGCGACUUUGGGAACAUAUGAAAAAGUAUCAGCUGCAAAGCAUCGACGAAGGAAUCGAACGGCUAAAAAACCGCACCAUCGAUCUGCUCAUGUGUGAUACACCCAUAUUGGAUUACUAUCGUGGUACGGACCAAAGCUGCUCACUGCAGCGAAUAGGUGAUAACUAUAUUGAAGACUCAUACGCGAUAGGCAUGUCCAAAGGGUUCCCGCUGAAGAAAACGAUGUCGGCAUUGAUCUCGAAGUAUUCUAACGAUGGCUAUCUGGACAUACUCACUGCGAAGUGGUACGGAGAUCUGCCUUGUUUUAGGCUGGAUCGCGAAAUGGCACAGCCGAAACCGCUCGGGGUAACGGCGGUGGCCGGUGUCUUUCUGCUUCUGGGCGUCGGCAUGGUGCUCGGCGUGCUGAUACUGAUCAUCGAGCACGUGUUUUACAAAUACACACUCCCCAUCCUCCGUCACCAGCCGAAGGACACGAUCUGGAAGAGCCGUAACAUCAUGUUCUUCAGCCAGAAGCUGUACCGCUUUAUCAACUGUGUCGAGCUGGUAUCUCCACAUCAUGCCGCCAAGGAGCUGGUGCACACGAUCCGCCAAGGCCAGAUUACCAGCCUGUUCCAAAAGAGCGUCAAACGGAAGGAGGAUGAACAGAGACGCCGGCGCAAGAGCAAAGCCCAGUUCUUCGAGAUGAUCCAGGAAAUACGCAGAAACAUCAAACUCGACAGGGUGCAGCUGGACACGGACGUGGACGCAUCGCUGUCGGCAACGUCGGAAAGCACCUCCCAGGCAUUGCUGCCGGAGGUGCAUCCGGCCGGUUCCCGCCUGUCAGCGUCGGCUUCGACCAGCAGACGCGCCAGCCCGGGGCGUUUAUCGCGCGCCGGGUUCGGGUUCGGGAAAUCCCGCGACGGAGGCAGCAAAAGUUCGUCCUUCUCUUCAUCGCUCAAUGUGCGCCGGUUUAGCACGGAUAGCAUCAUUAGCGAACGGCUCGGGACGAUCGGUCGACGGCUCAGCCGUGAUGCAGCCACCAGCUCGCCGCCGGAUCUGUCGCAUCAUUUCGAAACCUUUGGCAAGGGCAGCUCCGCGGAACCAGCAACCGGUUCCAAGUUCGACACAUACUCGGGUAAGAACAACAGCAGGGAGAGCGUGGCCGUGUUCAAGUGUGACACGUUCAAUGGUAAGGUGACGCCUGGCGGGGGGCUAGACACGGUGGACACUGCCAGGGAUCCGGGGUCGGAGGGACGCAUUAAUAAACCAGACGGCGAGGAAAAACCGAUCCUGCCGGUAAAGACCAAGAAACGUUCCCGCCGCUCACCGCUCAACCUCGAACUGUACGAAACGGGCCGCCGGCGGCUCAUUCCCAUUAACGAACGGGUGGCGCAAGGACUUGCACCACCGUUUCUCGAGGCCGACACCGGAAGUGCAAUGCUACGCGACAAGCUGCACGAGGAGCUGCGCCUAAAAUAUGGACAAACGCGGUGGAAGAGUGCGCAGGCGGAGGAGGUAGUGGUUACGGUGUCGGGGGUGAACGAAACGGGGAACCACACCGGUGGCAAACCAAGGCGGCCCAGCCGCCGAACAUAG
Molecule: messenger RNA, 5349 nt
Organism: Anopheles marshallii
Lineage: Eukaryota; Metazoa; Arthropoda; Insecta; Diptera; Culicidae
Exons: 15
Coding region: 1-5349 (1782 amino acids)
Biological process (GO): modulation of chemical synaptic transmission; synaptic transmission, glutamatergic; monoatomic ion transport
Cellular component (GO): plasma membrane; postsynaptic membrane
Molecular function (GO): NMDA glutamate receptor activity; transmitter-gated monoatomic ion channel activity involved in regulation of postsynaptic membrane potential
Source: RefSeq, a predicted model, not a curated record